AGCGAAACGGCUGUAUAAUUGUAAUAUUCUUAAUAUGCUAUAACUACGAAACCCACAAUGCAGUUCGGCAAUGACAACUUUCUCCAGCGCCGCGUGAACGCGUUGAUGAGUGCUCGCGACGGAGAACAACAAAAUUAGCAAGCUGUCUCCAUGGUGAUGAAGUCGUCGUGCGAGGAGGAUGAGGGAGCCUGGGGUCUGGGGAUCCCGGAGAAGAUGAGGAACAACACUGACUGGGUGGACAUCACUCAAGACUUUAAAGCGUGCUGUAAAGAACUUAAGCUUGGCGAAUUGCUUCAUGACAAAUUGUUCGGGCUUUUCGAGGCGAUGUCUGCCAUUGAGAUGAUGGACCCCAAGAUGGAUGCUGGCAUGAUCGGGAACCAAGUGAACCGGAAAGUUCUUAACUUCGAGCAGGCUGUGAAGGACGAGGCAAUUAGAGUGAAGGAUCUGACUCUGCCUGAGCUCAUCGGCAUCGUUGACACAUGCUUCUGCUGCUUGAUAACUUGGCUAGAAGGUCACUCUCUGGCACAGACGGUCUUCACGUGUCUGUAUGUCCACAACCCUGAGCUCAUCCAGGAUCCUGCCCUCAAAGCCUUUGCCCUCGGGAUCCUCAAAGUGUGCGAUAUCGCCCGUGAAAAAGUCAACAAGGCUGCUGUGUUUGAGGAGGAGGAUUUCCAGGCCAUGACGUAUGGCUUCAAAAUGGCCAACAACGUGACAGAUCUGAGAGUGACAGGAAUGCUAAAGGAUGUUGAGGACGAGCUGCAGAGGAAAGUGAAGAGCACACGGAGUCGACAGGGCGAGCAGCGGGACCCUGAGGUUGAGCUCGAUCACCAGCAGUGCCUGGCCUUAUUCAGCAGGAUCAAAUUCACUCGCCUGCUCCUGACCGCUCUCAUCUCCUUCACCAAGAAAGAGACGAGCGCAGUGAGCGAAGCGCAGAAGCUAAUGAGUCAGGCCGCAGAUCUCCUGCCUGCCCUACACUCCACCAUUCAGUAUGGCAUCCAGUCACAGAACGACACUACGAAAGGAGAUCACCCGAUCAUGAUGGGUUUUGAACCCUUGGUAAACCAGCGUCUGCUUCCGCCUACUUUUCCCCGCUACGCCAAGAUCAUCAAGCGCGAGGAGAUGGUCAACUACUUCACCAAACUCAUCGAGCGCAUCAAGACCGUGUGUGACGUCAUCAACAUCAGCAACCUGCACAGCAUCCUGGACUUCUUCUGUGAGUUUAGCGAGCAGUCCCCUUGUGUUCUGUCCAGAUCUUUAUUACAGACUACAUUUCUGAUCGACAAUAAGAAAGUGUUCGGGACUCACCUGAUGCAGGACAUGAUCAAAGAUGCUCUCCGCUAUUUUGUCAGCCCCCCUGUUCUGUCCUCAAAGUGCAGUCUGUAUAAUAACCACCAGGCCAAGGACUACAUCGACUCCUUCGUCACACACUGCUCUCGGCCGUUCUGCAGUCUGAUCCAGAUUCACGGCCACAACAGAGCGCGUCAAAGAGACAAGCUGGGACACAUCCUGGAAGAGUUCGCCACCCUACAGGACGAGGCUGAGAAGGUGGACGCAGCUCUACACGGGCUCCUGAUGAAGCUCGAGCCUCAGAGGCAGCAUCUGGCAUGUCUGGGCACUUGGGUUCUCUACCACAACCUGCGUAUCAUGAUCCACUACCUGCUCAGCGGCUUCGAGCUCGAGCUCUACAGCAUGCACGAAUACUACUACAUCUACUGGUACCUGUCGGAGUUCCUGUACGCGUGGCUGAUGUCCACUCUGAGCCGAGCCGACAGCUCUCAGAUGGCCGAAGAGCGCAUCCUGGAGGAGCAGCAGCAGAAGGGACGCAGCAGCAAGAAGAGCAAGAAGAAGAAGAAAGCUCGUCCUCUGGGAAAGGAGAUCACCAUGAGCCAAGCGUAUCAGAACAUGUGUGCAGGCAUGUACAAGACGAUGAUAGCCCUAGACAUGGACGGAAAGGUCCGGAAGCCUCAGUUCGAGCUGGACAGCGAGCAGGUACGCUAUGAGCACCGUUUCGCACCCUUCAACAGCGUGGUCACGCCUCCUCCAGUGCACUACAUCCAGUUCAAGGAAAUGUCCGACCUGAAGAAAUACAGUCCUCCUCCCCGCUCAGCAGACUUGUACAUGGCGGCAAGCAAACACUUCCAGCAGGCCAAACUCAUCCUGGAAAACGUCACCAGCCCUGAUGCUGAGGUGAACCGGAUCCUCAGAGUGGCCAAACCCAACAUCGUCGUGAUGAAGCUACUAGCUGGAGGACACAAGAAGGACACCAAGGCCCUUCCUGAAUUCGACUUCUCCGCACACAAGUACUUCCCUAUAGUCAAAAUCAUCUGAUUACAAGAGCUCAUGUCUCCUCCAUCAGCUCUACUGCUGUCACGUGACUUUUCCUCGCAGUUCACGUCAUCGCUGCUCGGUCCAGACAUCACAGUGUGACCAAGACUGUAAAGGUCAUAGAGUCUUCAAUUCUGAUUUACAGAGAACUGUUUCACACAUCAAGGUUUCUGUAACUCGUGGAAAGUGAGAGUUUUGUAUUUGGAUGUCACCGUGUGUGCGCGUGUGUGUGUGUGUGUGUGUGUGUGUGUGUGUGUGUGUGGGAGAGUGUGUGAGUAAAAUUCUUUCCAUCAACUUGCAUGUGUGUAAAUCUGUCUUGGUUUAUUACUUUCGAAUUAAAACAACAUGCGAAAAUCAUUUUCCUUAUAAUCCUUCAUUUAAGAGACAAAAUAAAGAGAUGGUUAUUUGGUAUUAGGGUUUUUUAUUGACAAUUUUUAAAUCAGAACAUAAAAACAAAUUUCAGGAAAAAAAAAAAAAAACGCAGCGCUACGUCCCUGAUAUGAAGUCUGGCUCUAAAUACAAGUUUCAGUUUUUUUUUCUGAGUCUAAGAUAUUCCUAAACGAGCACACGAUCGACUGCGAUGUUAAUGAUUCGAGUGAAAGAAGAAUAAGUUAAAGGCCAUACUUUGAUCAGAUGUACAUACAUUCAGAUUAGCAUGAAUUCCAGAAAGAUCUGCACUUAGCUUGUGGGAGUUUUCAUCCAUCAAACCUCUUCUCCUCCACCUUUGGAUUAAACAAUAACUAAAAUAUCUUCUUUUAAAAAAAAAAAAAAAUUCGACAUUGAUCUGAAUCAGAUUUCUAUACAAAAAGUUCUGCUAUGUUCUGAAUAUAUUACAAAGAACAUUAUUUACACUUUAAGAUGUUUAUUUAACGUUAUGGAAGGAGUCUCCAGUGUCGGCUGUUUUAUUAUAUUAAAAUAAAAAAGCUUUUUGAGUUUAUAGCUGCUGUCGUGGACAUGAAUAUUAUUGUUAUUUUAAUUAAUAGAAAAUUGCUCAAUUUUCUAUUAUCACGGUAAAAAAAAUCUUCACGUGGCAUGCUGUUAUGGGGAAAAUAUUCAAAUUUACUGUCUAUUUCUUUCAUAGCCUAGCUAGCGAUAUAGAGAGUUCUUGAGCUACGUCUCAAAACACACACAAGGCACAGCAUUUUGACACGAUA
Messenger RNA from Hemibagrus wyckioides, 3479 nucleotides. It is a transcript of the gene naa35, whose product is annotated as N-alpha-acetyltransferase 35, NatC auxiliary subunit. NCBI's taxonomy places the organism in Eukaryota, Metazoa, Chordata, Actinopteri, Siluriformes, Bagridae. The record is from RefSeq and is a predicted model, not a curated record. Gene Ontology annotation, biological process: N-terminal peptidyl-methionine acetylation. The transcript has 23 exons. Gene Ontology annotation, cellular component: NatC complex. The coding region runs from base 151 to 2328 and encodes 725 amino acids.